Molecule: messenger RNA, 312 nt
Organism: Vitis vinifera (wine grape)
Lineage: Eukaryota; Viridiplantae; Streptophyta; Magnoliopsida; Vitales; Vitaceae
Product: proline-rich extensin-like protein EPR1
Exons: 1
Coding region: 1-312 (103 amino acids)
Source: RefSeq, a predicted model, not a curated record
AUGACGCGAACCAGAGGAGCCAAAUCUUCAUUUCCUUCUAGCCGCAAUCGAGUCCCGCGAGAGGCGCCUAUUCAAGGCCCCAUUUCUGAACCUCCGCGGCCAAAAGCUGCUUCACCUCCGACGAAGCCCGCGCCUCAAAAUCCUCCGACGAGGUGUUAUCUCACAAGGUCAGGGGGCCGUCCCCUGCAAAAGAGAGCCAGGGUCGAAAGCUCAGAGCCCAUAGAAUUAAUAGAGCAGUCCCCGGUUCCCUCACCAGAGCCCUCUCCGGCACUAUCUUCGGCGCCGUCGUCAGAGCCUCCGGCGGAGCUUUAA